AGAGGCGGGGCGGCAGGGCGGGGUUCGGGCGGAGCGGAACGGCCGCGGUGGCGUCGGCGGUCCGCAGGAUUCUUUGGGUGCGUGGUGCGGAGGGAUACGUCGGUCGGACGUAGGGCCGGCCCGGCAUCAUGGCCUCGGAGCUGGAGAGCCUCAACCCGGGGCAGCGCAUCAUGACCUUCCGCCCCACCAUGGAGGAGUUCCGCGACUUCAGCCGCUACAUCGCCUACGUGGAGUCGCAGGGCGCCCACCGCGCCGGCCUGGCCAAGAUCGUGCCGCCUAAGGAGUGGAAGCCGCGGCAGUGCUACGAUGACAUCGACGAGCUCGUCAUCCCCGCGCCCAUCCAGCAGGUGGUGACGGGGCAGUCCGGGCUCUUCACGCAGUACAACAUACAGAAGAAGGCCAUGACGGUCCGCGAGUUCCGCAGGAUCGCCAACAGUGACAAAUACUGCACCCCCCGGUACACAGAUUUUGAAGACCUUGAACGAAAAUACUGGAAGAACCUUACGUUCAAUGCCCCCAUCUACGGGGCUGACGUUAAUGGCACGCUCUACGACAAGCAUGUAGACGCGUGGAAUAUCGGCAGAUUGAACACAAUCCUGGAUAUUGUGGAGAAUGAAAGUGGCAUAACCAUUGAAGGAGUGAAUACUCCUUACCUAUAUUUUGGCAUGUGGAAAACUUCCUUUGCUUGGCACACCGAGGACAUGGAUCUCUACAGUAUUAAUUACUUGCAUUUUGGGGAACCCAAGUCAUGGUACUCCAUCCCUCCAGAGCAUGGGAAAAGGCUGGAGAGACUUGCAAAAGGUUUUUUCCCAGGAAGUGCCCAAAGCUGUGAAGCAUUUCUCCGUCACAAGAUGACUCUCAUUUCUCCAUCAAUUCUGAAGAAAUAUGGAAUUCCAUUUGAUAAGGUGACACAGGAGGCUGGAGAGUUCAUGAUAACCUUUCCUUAUAGCUAUCAUGCUGGCUUUAACCACGGCUUUAACUGUGCUGAAUCUACCAACUUUGCUACUCUUCGGUGGAUUGAGUACGGGAAGCAGUCGGUGCUGUGCUCCUGUCGGAAGGACAUGGUGAAGAUCUCCAUGGAUGUGUUUGUGAGGAAGUACCAGCCAGAUCGUUACAAGCUUUGGAAAGCUGGGAAGGACGUGACUGUCAUUGACCACGCUCUUCCAACCCCAGAGGCAGCAGAGUUCCUUAAAGGGGAUCUCAUGCAAAAAGUCAAGAGUGGGAAACAGUGUGCUGAGGAGAUGGAAACAGAAGAGAUGUGUAAAGAGGAGGUGGAUGGGAAUGAGACAAAAAGCAUCCCCAAGCACCGCAUAGGAACAAAAAGGCACAGGGUCUGCCUGGAAGUGCCUCAGGAGGUGAGUGAGAGUGAGGCCUUCCCUAAGGAGGAGCUGAGCUCCACACAGUGUGAAGCGGACAUGGCAGAGCCUCGUGAGACGUCCACGAGUGAAUUUGUACAGCAAGGUGAACAAAGGAUCAAACUUCCAGAUCGUGUGGACUCGGCCAAAUUUGAAGAAUUGAAACCGGUGAAGCUUGAGGAAGAAGAACAAGAAGCAGCUGCACUGGAUCUCUCCAUUUCACAUGCUUCAAAUUCCACUUCAGUGUUGCCAGCCUCAAAGCAGAGUGCUACAUCCAGUGUUCAGUCCAGCUCACCUUCCUACUCUUCAGACUCGGAAUCGUGUGAUGUGUUGGCGAAGCGAACGGUUCCGGGGCCAGCCGGGGUGUUCACAGUGCACAGUUAUGCCAAGGGCGAUGCCAGCGGCUCCGACAGCGAACACACUUCAGGGAGGAAAGCCACUGCCAGCUCCAGUGUCAGUGAGCAAGAACUGACAGAGGUGGGAAAGGAGUACUUAAGCUCCGUGAAGGAGAGUAAGAAGUCCAAGGGUCGUCGGCAGCCCCUGAGCAAACUCCCCCGUCAUCACCCGCUCCUGGUCAAAGACUGCAUCAGUGAUGAUGAGGCAUCAGAGCAGCUAACUCCUGAAGAAGAGGCUGAGGAGACAGAAGCAUGGGCCAAGCCACUGAGCCAGCUGUGGCAGAAUCGGCCGCCAAACUUUGAGGCUGAGAAAGAAUACAAUCGCAGCAUGGCGCAGCAGCCCCCAUACUGUGCUGUCUGUAUGCUCUUCCAGGCAUAUCAGGCAGAAUGUGAAGGCAGCAGUCAAAACUCUGGAGUAACUCCAGCUGCUGCAGAUGGGAAGAUCCGAACUAAACCCCUGAUUCCUGAAAUGUGCUUUACUGCAACUGGCUGCAGCACUGACCUCAAUCUUUCAACUCCCUACCUGGAGGAAGAUGGAACCAGCGUACUCAUCACCUGCAAGAACUGCCAUGUCUGUGUUCAUGCCAGUUGUUAUGGUGUAUCCCCUGACAAGGCCACUGAAGACUGGAUGUGCUCCCGGUGUACAGAAAAUGCGUUAGAAGAGGACUGCUGUUUGUGUUCCUUACGAGGAGGAGCGCUGCAGAGAGCCAAUGAUGACAAGUGGGUUCAUGUGAUGUGUGCUGUGGCUGUACUGGAGGCAAAAUUUGUGAACAUCGCAGAGCGAAGUCCUGUAGAUGUUGGCAAAAUCCCCCUGCAACGUUUCAGACUGAAAUGCAUCUUCUGCAAGAAAAGGAGAAAGAGAAUUGCAGGUUGCUGUGUACAGUGUUCACAUGGUCGGUGUCCCACAUCCUUUCAUGUCAGCUGUGCCCAAGCAGCAGGAGUCAUGAUGCAGCCUGAUGACUGGCCAUUUGUUGUCUUCAUUACCUGCUUCAGGCAUAAGACUCCAUCUCAGGCUGAGCGAGCUAAGGCUGCACUCCAGGAUCUGUCCCCUGGACAGAUAGUCAUCAGUAAGCACAAGAAUGGUCGCUUCUAUCAAUGUGAAGUGGUCAGCCUUGCAAAGGAGACUUUCUACGAGGUCAACUUUGAUGAUGGCUCCUUCAGCGAUAACCUGUACCCAGAGGACAUUGUGAGUCGAGAUUGUCUUCAGUUAGGUCCCCCUGCUGAAGGGGAAGUCGUGCAGGUGAGAUGGACAGAUGGACAAGUUUAUGGAGCAAAGUUUGUCGCAUCACACGCUAUCCAGAUGUACCAGGUGGAAUUUGAAGAUGGUUCACAGCUGAUGGUGAAAAGGGAUGAUGUAUACACUCUUGAAGAGGAGCUUCCUAAGAGAGUGAAGUCAAGGCUGUCAAUUGCUUCAGAUAUGCGCUUCACAGAGAUCUUUGAAGAGAAGGAGGUCAGUCAAGAAAGGAAGAGACAAAGAGUGAUCAAUUCACGCUACCGUGAAGAUUAUAUCGAACCUGCCUUGUACCGGGCCAUCAUGGAGUAAACACUGCCUGUGGCAGAGGAAGAAGAUGCCCACCUUCCCCAAGGAUUUAAACGUUCCAGUACAACAGGCCAUAUUUGGAUGCUUUGAAUCCAGGGUUACUUCUGGGGUUUUGUUCUUUUAUAUUUUAAGGAAGCUAAAAGGCUGAUGCUCUGCAGUAGCUGUAAGGCAGCUGUUGUAUAGUGAAAGAGAUCCCAUUUGCUGAAGCUGAUGCCUGCAGACUGCUGGUCUGAAGAUGGGUCCUUACCAAAUAAGCCAGCUUGGGGAUGUUGCCUUCAUCUUGUUGAGCAGUCUUGCUUUUUAUUUAGAGAAAAUUUGACAGGUGGCAAACUCUUUGGGGAGUUGUUGCCAGGAAUCCUGGCAGCUGCAGAAUAGUGUGGUCUAUUGUUUUAACUGAAUAAUGUUCCUGAAUUUAGGAGUCUCCCUGGUCACCACACCUGGGCUUGAGCAGGCAGUAUUACUGGUGCUGGAAAUGGAACCUCUUUUAUAUUUAUAUCCAUUUUUUUUGUCUCAAGCAGCUUCAGUCUCUUGUUUCUCAGCACCUCCUUUCUGAGGUUGAGCUGUAGGAUGUUCAAAUCCGAACAGACUGGAGGUGCUUGUGUGAACAGGUGAAAUGUGAAAUUGAAUCCUGUAGGACAAAUUAUUUAACCUUCCAUUUAAUAUUUUUGUUCUGAUAGUGCUUUUGACUUACUUAAUCAUAAGUUUAAUUGUUAAUAGUAUGUGCCUCAGAACCAGUGAAAUCUCUCUGGAGCCUUGUGAAGUGCAGCCUUCUAAUAAGAAUAGGUGUUCAGCUCCCAAUAGACAUUCAGCUCCCAAAGAGUUUGUUUUGAGUUUCUCUAAGGCAAUAUGACUAUAAAGGGACAGUCCUAACUCUCCCUUCUUGAGAUCCAAGCAUCACAGUGUUGGGGAUGACAGGGCAGCGGUCUCAGAAGCAGUGCUGCUCUGGGGCAGCACUGUCUAUCAUGUGUCUACGGGCUUUUGCUUGCAGCAGCUAAUACUGGGUCUGAGACAGGUGAAGUAUGCACUGAGCUGUGUGUUCUAACUGAAAGGCUGUGCAGUGCUCUUCUGAAGCAGGAGUGCUGCCGUGUUGCUGUCUGGCAAAGAUUACUGUAGCAUUUUUAUAGAGUAUUAGGACACAUCUCAGUUGUGGUGGAGAGAAUUUGCUACCCCAGCCAUAGGAAGCUGAGUUGAACUGGGUAGUAGGCGUACCUGGAAGAUGUGCCAACUUGCUCCUAAUAAUUUAAGCAUUAACACACCACAGUAGGAGCAGUGUAAAUACACAUUCCUUUCCCGUUCUGUAGGAAAGGGAUUUUAGGCUGUGGAGCAGAUUGGCCACCUUCUUUUUGCAUGGAAUGAUGGGGUGGAUUUUCCUACUGGAGAAAAUCAUGAUUGUGUGUUCUCCAGAAACUGUUCAAGAGGAGAAUUUUCUAAUGAAACAGACCUUAUGCAUCCCUGCUUCUAUAGGGACAUGGCAAUGUGUCUGCAAAGUCUGGAUUUGUAACUUUUUUCCUUUUGUUACAUAGGAACGCUAUAAACCAAACCCUUCUGAAACCCCGGUGCAUCAAUUUGUGAUUAGCAAUAAAAUGUAGUAUUGAGUAGUGAUACAACUCUUGAUCAGAAAAGAAAUAAACUGCAACUUUUAUACAGAAAA
Molecule: messenger RNA, 4941 nt
Organism: Camarhynchus parvulus
Lineage: Eukaryota; Metazoa; Chordata; Aves; Passeriformes; Thraupidae
Gene: KDM4A
Product: lysine demethylase 4A
Exons: 22
Coding region: 129-3293 (1054 amino acids)
Biological process (GO): chromatin remodeling
Cellular component (GO): nucleus
Molecular function (GO): histone H3K9 demethylase activity; histone H3K36 demethylase activity
Source: RefSeq, a predicted model, not a curated record